Messenger RNA from Brassica rapa (field mustard), 1438 nucleotides. Its product is annotated as protein DMP2. NCBI's taxonomy places the organism in Eukaryota, Viridiplantae, Streptophyta, Magnoliopsida, Brassicales, Brassicaceae. The record is from RefSeq and is a predicted model, not a curated record. Gene Ontology annotation, biological process: endomembrane system organization.
AUUUAUUAAAGUGAUGGUCCAAAUUAAAAUAUCACACAUUAAAAAAGUCAUGACUUCUAUUUUAAUAUAAAAGAUCUUUAAAUCAGAUGUAUUUCAUAUAUCGAUUUAUUCAACAGAUUAAUUAUAUAUAUUAUAAAAGCAAAACAUUUCUGACAGAAUUUGAUUUAUAUAACAUAAAAUACGAUGUAUAAUAAGGUAAUUUAAAAUAUUUUUUAUACUAUGUUGCAGAAACAAACAAAUUCUGCACCAUAUCAUUCGACGACUUAUGAGUGACAUCUGGAAUGGAGCAAGAAAACGACUUCACGUUUUAUGCAUCUAAACGGGACAAUCUAAUACAUAGAGGAAUAUAACGAAUCUAAUCCUCAAAGCCACGUUUUCUAGUACAACCCAAAAUACUAAAAGUGGCAACAAAAGCAUACCCAAAAGCAAAAAAAGUUAAUCAUAAUUAAAACCUCCCCCAACUCUUUGAAAGAGUAUAAGCAACACCAAACCCUUUUUUACGUAGAAGCAAUCUCUCUCAAUCUCUAAAUAUAUAAAGACUAGAGAAAACGAUGAUUUCAUCAGAACAUUCUUCAAGAAUAACCAACAAAUUGAAACCUAACUUAAUUACCAGAACUAGAAGAAUUUCAAAAUGUCGACAACAUUCAAAGCCAUAAGAGACCGGACAUACUCUGGCGUAGGAGACCUCAUCAGACUCCUCCCGACAGGAACCGUCUUCUUGUUCCAGUUCUUAAACCCUGUCUUAACCAACAAUGGACAUUGCCUCCUAAUCAACAAAUACUUAACCGGAGCUCUUAUCGUUGUAUGCGCCUUCUCUUGCUGCUUCACUUGCUUCACCGAUAGCUACCGAACUAGUGACGGUUACGUUCACUAUGGAGUCGCUACCGUGAAGGGUCUCUGGCCAGAUUCUUCUUCAAAGGAUUUGUCAUCGUAUCGGCUUAGAGUUGGAGAUUUCGUUCACGCUUUCUUCUCUCUUAUCGUUUUCAGUGUUAUUUCUUUGUUGGAUUCUAAUACUGUUAACUGUUUCUAUCCUGGAUUUGGUUCCACUGGGAAGAUUUUUCUAAUGGUUUUGCCUCCGGUGAUAGGAGUUAUCUCCGGCACUGUCUUCACGGUGUUCCCUAGUAGACGUCAUGGAAUUGGGAAUCCGUCCGAGAACAAUGACGAAAAUGCUUCUGAGAUGGAGAAAUGAUAUAUAUGAGUUUCACUAUAUAUAUGUGCAUAAUUUAAUGAAAUGAAUGUACUCAUGAAAUGGCAAAAGAUUGUGUAAGUUAUGCAUGGAUGGUCAUAUUGUAAUGUUUACUAAUUUUAUUUUUCUUGUGAUUUAAUAUUCAUGUUUGGUGAGAAAUCAAUGUGUAUCUGUUUCUUUUUUUCUUUGUAAAUGAUUUUUUUUUUCAAAUGUUUGUUGAUAAAUAAAAGUACUUACAUAUCCAUUUAGACU